AUGCCAGGCGACAGCCCGACGACAUUUGGUAACCAGAUCGAGAACACGAUGCGGUGGGAGGAAUUCUCCAUCACGCAAGCCGUGCCUAAUCUUUGGAACCUCGCAGCGCGUGACUCGUUGGACGGCAAGCAGCUGCCUGCUCUGCCGGCAGCUGCACUGACGGAAGGAACCAGUCAGCCGGCAGCGCAACCAGCAGACGGUCAGAAGGUCGGUGGAAAGCGGCAGCUUCCGGCCGUGGGAUUGAGUCCGACCCGAUGCUCCCCGCGACUGAAGAAACGACAGGAGAUUGCGGCACUGGCAGUCUCCUCGUCGCCGAGACCCCUCUUCGCGAUGUCGCCUCCAGCGUCGCCGAAGUCGCCGAAAUCGCCCAAAGCCCCUAGGUCGCCGAAGACUUCCAAGGUCGCGGAGUCUGUGUCGCCGAGGCGAUCGCCGAGAAAUCAUGCGAAAUCUCGCUUGGCGUUGGAGAGUGCGGGGGAGGUCGCAGAGUCGCACGGGCGAGGGAAGGCGACAGCAGCAGCGUCGCCGGCAGCAGCCUCUCCUAAGCCUGGAGAACGGGCGAAUCGGAGGGUGAACACUCGUUGUAAGGACCGACGUAACUUUGAGGAGUGGAUUCAGAAGGACGACGGGCUCAGUACCGUCGGUACCGCGGCUGAGGAUGCGAAGAAAAGCGGCGGCGGAAACGAUCGUGAGAAGGCACCCGUGGAAGGGAAGACUGGAGAGGCUGAGGAAGGAAAGUCGGAGCCAGCGGCUGUUGCCGGCAUUGUCCGCAAUGCUAGUGCGGGGAAAGGGAGCUCGGGGCUCGUCGACCCAGCCCACGUCGUCGCCGAGAAGCAGAACCCGCCAAUGGCGGUCUCGGCAAUGUCAGCCGCGACGCCUGAGGGAGCGGCUGGCGGGGAGCAGGCGGCUGCAGCGUGCGACGGAGUGACGCCGGAGGAGGCCGUCGCGCGUUCGGGCUUGCUGUCGUCGUUCCUCAGUCCGGGGCUCGACGACGUGAAGGGCAUGGGGCUGGGGUUCUCGCUCACUCCCGUCGACAAGUCCAGGGCCGCGAUCACAGAACCCGAACGCGGCGCAGUGGCGGUCACGGCCGCGGCGGCGGCGGCAGCUGAAGCAGCAGGAGAGGGUAUCGCUCCCGCGCCUGAACAACUCAUGUCGUCGUUUCUGACCCCUGGUGUGUUGGACCACAGCGAUGGGGACCUUGACGGGCUGCUCGAGACGCCGGACGGGGCUAGCUCAAGCGUGGGGAGGCGUACGGGCGGUGCUGAUUGGUUGGAUAGUGCGCUACUGGGCUUGGAAGAGGGUGUUGGUGCUGCGGGUUUCGCGGGUGAUGCGGGGAGUCCGCUGCAGCUGGUGGGUGAGGCGGUCGCGCUGGAUCCGCUUCCGCGCGUUCCGCUGGAUCCGCCUCAGGAGUGCGCGCCGCUGCGUCUGGAGAGCGCGCUGAACGCCGCGCUGUUGCUGCCGGCGCCACUCGCGGCGAACGAUCAGGCGGAUGGAGCGGCGGCUGUUGGGAAGCUCUCCGGCAAUGGUGCCUUCGGCUCCCCGCAGGACCGCAUUGCGGGAAAGGGGGGUGGCGGCGAAGGGGCAGAGGGCGGAGCAGCGGGGAGUUACGGUGGGGAAGGUCGCGCGCGCGAGAGCGUGGGGAAGAAGGGGCGGCGGGAAAGCACUGGCACGAGUCCGGAACCGGGUGCUUGGAGGGAGAGCGGGAAGGAGGGCGGCGGAGAGGCGGGGGACGCGGGGGAAGCGGGGGGCAGAGUCGAGGAGAUGGCGGGAGAGGAAGAGGCGGCAACUGAGUUUUCCACAAUCGGCCGAUUCCCCUACCUGACUGCCCGCCCCGCUGUCACCGCGUCCGUGGGCGGGAUGGCUCCUAUCGAGGCGGGGACGGGCGCGGAGGAGAUGGAGACUCCGCCGAGGCGGGUGGCGAAGAGCAGGAGCGGCGGAGGCGGUGCGCGCGAGGCGGAAGGCGGUUCGCCGAGGGACGGGGACUCGCCCAUCAUGGGUGUGGUGUCCGCCGGCAAGGAGGGCGCGGGCGGCAGCGCCAGGCAGGGCGGAGAGGUUGCGCGGAGUGGGGGGAAACGCGAGGAUGCGGAAGAUGGAGAGAACGGGGGGGAUGAGGGUGAUGCGGAGGAGCGGAGUAUGGGGCUGGUGGGGUGGAAUGAGGGAGUGAGGCGGGCGUUUGAGGAUGUGGAGAUGGGGGAGGAGCUGGUGGGGGGGUUCGAUAUGGCGGAAGUGGGCUGGGGGGAGGAGAUGGCGGGCGGGGUGGGCGGAGGAAUAGAGAGUGCGGAGCAGGUGCGCAUCCGCGGCGUCCGGUGGCUCGAGUGGUUCUUUUCCAUGGCUGGGGUGAGUGCAGCUCGUGGUGCUGGCUGUGAUGUGAAGCAGUGGCAUCGUAGUGUGUUGCGUGAGCGUGCGAUUCUGGGUCUUCUAUCCACCGGUUUCACACUCUUUCGUGAUCUCCUGCCCCGCACGCGCGCUCCCCCUCCGCAGAUGUCGCUAGAGAAGCGCAAGUCGGGGGUGCUGGAGCAGUCGCCCUGGACUCCGCGCACGCCCAGGGAGCGCGCGGGGGAAGCGAGUGCGGGAGAGCGCCUGUUCCGCCGCUUGUGCCUGCAGCCGCAGGAGGAGGCAGUGGAGAAGCUGUGCGCGGAGCAUCUGGCGCGCGUGGCGGAGGAGCAGCAGCAGACUGACGCGCUCGAGGACGCCAUGGCUGCCAGCAGCACAGUACUCGCCCAGCUCGCUGCUGUGAGUGGCCCACGCUCGCGCCCCCUCCCCUCUUCCCACCUCUCAUCAAGGCAACCCCGCGCAGCAGAAGGUGCUCAAGGAGCGACUGCUCGCCCUCAAGAGCCUCCUCAGGUGGAGCAGCAUCGGGUGGUGGAGCGCAGGGCGGCGGAGGAGGCAGCAGCGAGGCGAGUGGGCGAGCUGCUGGCGGACGUGAGGGCGAGGAGGGCCGCGGCAGAGCGAGCGCUCAAGGAGAGGGAGGAGAAGGCAGCGGCGCAUCAGCAAAGCCGGCUCCAGGAGCUGAGACAGCAGAGGCAGCGUCUGCAGGAGGAGACGGACGCCAUGCGGAGAGAGCUGGCCGCCCGCCACGAGGCCCUGCAGGCCCGCUGCCAGCCCACGGGCGAGCCCCAGAUGCAGACACAGACAAGGACACAGUCACAGGCGCGGAUACAGUUACAGCCACAGACAGUGGCUGAGCCUGCGCCUGGGACGGCAGAAGAAGGAGGAGGUUUCAGGGCCGCUGCAGGGAAGACCGGGGUGGAAGGUGCUGAGGGAGAGAACACGGGUGCUGUGUCGGACCCUGUCAGAGCUGCCAAGAUAACGGAGUUUCUGCAGGUACAGAGCGGUUCUGGGUCCUUGCUGUUGCCACCUGUCCCACUUGAUCUGGAGGUUCAAUCUGCUCUCCCAGCCCACAGCUCAUUUGAUUAUGCCAACAUCUCUCGUGAUUCUAUCUACCACCCUUGCCAACCGUGCCACUCCUGCCUUCCCCCUGCCAACCCCUGUCUACCCCUGUCUACCCCUGCCUCCCCCUGUCUCCCCUGUCUCCCCCUGUCCCCCCCUGUCUCUCCCUGUCUCUCCCUGUCUCUCCCUGUCCCCCCCUGUCUCCCCCUGUCUCCCCCUGUCCCCCCCUGUCUCCCCCUGUCUCCCCCUGUCUCCCCCUGUCUCCCCCUGUCUCCCCCUGUCUCCCCCUGUCCCCCCCUGUCUCUCCCUGUCUCCCCCUGUCUCCCCCUGUCUCCCCCUGUCUCCCCCUGUCUCCCCCUGUCUCCCCCUGUCUCCCCCUGUCCCUCCCUGUCUCCCCCUGUCUCCCCCUGUCUCCCCCUGUCUCCCCCUGUCUCCCCCUGUCCCUCCCUGUCUCUCCCUGUCUCCCCCUGUCUCCCCCUGUCCCCCCCUGUCUCUCCCUGUCUCCCCCUGUCCCUCCCUUUCUCUCCCUGUCUCCCCCUGUCCUUCCCUGUCUCUCCCUGUCUCCCCCUGUCUCCCCCUGUCCCCCCUGUCUCUCCCUGUCUCCCCCUGUCCCUCCCUGUCUCUCCCUGUCUCCCCCUGUCCCUCCCUGUCUCCCACUGUCUCCCCCUGUCCCCCCCUGGGUGGAGGCUGCGUGAGUACCAGCAGUCACAAGACGGCACCCAGGUGGACCUCGUGCUCUCCGUGCUCCACUUUGUCACCCUCAGAGUGCACAUCGACCUGGCGACAUCUUCCUUCUCCCUCUCGCCAGCCAUCAACCAUUCAGUGGUCGCCAAGGUGCGCUCUGCUCCGACCCUCGCAUGUUGUUUCUGCUCCAGCCCUCGCAUGCGGUUUCAUCCCCUGCCUAGCCUCCUCUCCUUCUCCCUCUCGCCAACAAUCAACCACUCAGUGGUCGCCAAGCAAUUCCCUCUCUUUGAGGUGGUGCCUGCAAUGGAAGCGCUGGUGGUGGGGCCUACAGGAGGUUCCUCUCAGCCGCGUUCCUCGCCCCUCACUGCUGCUGCCAUCGCCGCUGCUUACCAGGGAGUGCUGCUACGAGCAGGGCGCACACACGCGUUGGUGCAGGAGCUGUGGGAGCAGAGGCAGAAGCUCAUGAGGGUCAUGCCAUGCCUUACCAUGCAGCCAUAUGGCACCUCAGGUGAUGUCGUGGUGCGGGCUUCGUUCGUGCACUUUGAUCCCUUCACCAAGGUCGUUCUCAGCUGUCGCAUCCCCUACCAAAUAAGCGGCAUGUCUUAUCCAUUCAUGCGCCCCCACGUGGAGGUGGAGGUGCCUCACAGCCGAAAGCUGCCAGCACAGCAGGUGCAGCACGCAGUGGCAGCAGCAGCAGCGGGGGUGCCUGAGGAGUAUGGGCUCAUGGCCCGCAUGCUGCAAGCGGUGGCAGGUACCCUCCAGACUCUCAUUGGGAAUUGA
This is a messenger RNA of Closterium sp. Naga37s-1, 4851 nucleotides long. NCBI's taxonomy places the organism in Eukaryota, Viridiplantae, Streptophyta, Zygnematophyceae, Desmidiales, Closteriaceae. The record is from the annotation of a GenBank genome assembly.